UGGUUGGUUUGCAGUAUGGCGAGCAGACGACACUGGCUGGGCGAGAAAUUGAGCUUGCUGUAGGGGUCAGAAUCUGUUGCACCCAAACUGUCGAUCACGAGGCUUUUCAAUCUUUCCGACGUAGGCUAUAUUAACUGGAAAGGUUCGAUCAAGAUGUGUCAUUUCUGCCAGCGCGUUUAAAACACGCUCCACCAUUCAAAGCUACUUCGACAACAACAACAAUUUACCACUGAAUUUGCUGUCGAGGUGCUCGGCCUUGGCUGUAAGACUUUCAAGUCAGUAAGGGAAGGCAGCUUUCAGGUGAUCAAGCGACAGGAAAAGGGAUGGAUUCUCUUAGCAACCAUUCCGAUUCUAGCAACAAAAGCAAUACUCUCCGGUGACCUACGGCAGUCUUCAGAAGAGAAAUGGCUUUGCUGAUCACGAGAUGUUGUCAUAUGACCACGCGGUCACGCUAGAAGGACCUGAUGACAGGCCGACUGUCUUGGUCAAGACUAAGGAGCAUGAUGACGCCGAGAAGUCUUCAGUCAGCGAGGAAAGUGAAAAACCUGUCCACCCGCUUAAAAGGCGCCUGCUGGGGGUGGCAUUCACAACGCUUCUGUGCUACAUCUGUGUGGCUUAUUCCUUGGGCUCCACGUCGUCACAGUACUUAUAUCAUCGCAUUUCUAAAAACCACUUCAAUGCCAGCAAUGGAACACAAAGCUCGUCUUUCUGCUCACAUGGCAACACUGGCGACAACAGCACAAGCUCUGAAGCAAGAAGACGCGCGCAGGCGGAAGCAUCCAACUUUUCUGUCUACCUAGACUACACGACCAACAUCCCUACUCUCUUCAUUUGCUUGUUCAUAGGUUCCUACUCUGAUUACGUAGGACGCCGCAUUCUCCUCAUGAUGGCCUUGUGUGGAUGCCUUGCGAAAACAACGAUUUUUCUGAUAGUUGUCAGCCUAGAGCUAGAUUUGAACGUCCUUUUCCUGGGUUACCUGUUCGGAAGGACUGUUUGGUUCUGUCUACGGCCUUCAGCUGGGAAUCGUAGCUGCUACUUCUGAUGUCACGGGCACAAUGAAAGAACGGGCCAUGUCCUUCGCUUUUCUAGAAGCUACCUUGGCCAUUGCCGGGGCGUUGGCGCAGGUGACCACUGGGGCCCUCAUCCAGACUGUGGGAUAUGUCGGCCCAGCAAUCCUGUGUGUAUCCUUAAUCUUCUUUGCGACACUCCUUGUGUUCUUCUUCAUGCCAGAGACUCUCCAACGACCUGAGAAAGUUAUCCUCAACCCUCUUGUUCACCUGCGCAAGGUGUUCGGCUUUUACAUCCUGGAGGGGUCGUUGCUGCGGAAGUCUGUGUUCUGGUGCUUGCUUAUGGCCUCCGUCUUCGUCUCCUUCUGUCAAAUGGGCCGAAUGAUGGUGGAAACCUUAUACAUGCUGAAUGCUCCGCUCUGCUGGCAUUCUUUAAAAAUCGGUGUGUAUGGAGGAAUUCGCCAGGUCGUCACUGUCGUCGGUGGAAUUGUGAUAUUGAAAGUGAUCCAGAACUACGUCAGUCACGUGACUGUUGGUCUUAUCGCCAUGGCGUCCGCAGCAGCGUCGUUCUUUCUGGAAGCUUUCGCUACGACUGACUGGAUGAUGUACUUGGUGCCUAUCUUGGGAAUUGCUUUCAUGUGUUCCUAUCCCAUCAUAAAGCUACUCAUGUCCAAUCUGGCUCCAUCUAACAAACAGGGCGCCGUCUUUUCAAGUAUGGCCGUCAUGGACACCAUCUGUCAUCUGACGUCCUCAACUAUGUACAACGCCAUCUACACGCGGACACUGAAAACAUUCUCUGGCGCUGUCUUCCUGCUUGUAGGGGGAUUUUGUAUCAUCAGUAUGCUCCUUCUUCUACUAUUCCGGUUCCUCUCCAAUAAGCUUCCAUCAGAUGACCCACCAGCAGAAGACCCUGAACAUGAAGAAACACAGAAAGAGAAAAGCCAGCCGUUUGUUCAAGACAUAAAUCAAGAACACUCUAAGCUUUAACCAAUGCAAACCAUUUUGGACCUAAUGGGCUUCCAUGGCCAUGGCUUGAUAACAAGUUGUGUGACAUUUUGGAACAAUUGGCUUAGUAACAAGUUAUGUGCGAGAAACGAGAAAGAAGUUUUUGGUAAAAACGGGUUUUAAAGUUUAGAAGGAAAGAAGACCUGCUGUAGGAUGUCUCUUUUGAUGAAAACUCAAAAGUUUCAAGUGACGUAUGAAACUGAUUUUAUAUAGGCAUGUUUGUGUGUGUGUGUGUGUGCGCGCGCGAUUGAACGUUUGUGUUUGGCUGGUGCUGCAAUGAUGAUGAUGGUGUGAUUUUCUACAUCCCUUAUCUUUAAGCAGAAAAACUUCACUGUAUAUAAAACAUUUGUUGUCAUUUAGUUUUUGUGACAAAUAUAACUUUGUAAGUUUCAUUGAGACAUAUCAUUUGAAGCAUGAUGAAUGGGAUCUUAACAAUUUCUAUCAUACACUUUUCUAAUUUCCAGGCCCACUUCAUUUGAUACUGCUGAAUUUACAAUCUGGGUUAACGUAAAAUAUAAUGAUACUUCGGUUUUUGUUUGCUUGGAAUUAUUACAGUACGGGAGGGGUAGAUCUUAUCCACUUCAGGGUGGUAAUUGUGAGUUACUGUUUUCUUAACUAUAACUUGCAGCUAGAAUACACUUUUAUUCAUCAAAUCAAGAAGACAAAUGUGGCUUUGACGUAGAGACUAAACAAUCGCUAAGAAAUCGGUACCUGUACAGACAUAAAAUCCAGGUCCAACUUUUCUACUCUUCAGGCAGCAGGCGUUUUACGGCAAAUAUUAUCAUGAGAUUUUAACUGUAAUUAAUAAACUAAGUACAUUGAAAGCAGGCUGUGGGUUUGUGUGUGUGUGUGGGCGCAUGUUUCUUUUUAUUGAUUUAACAGAGCGAUGCUUACUUCUACCAAAAAUAAAAUUGCACAAUUCUAUUGCUCAUCCAGACACUUUCUAAUUCUACACAACUGCCAACCAAUGAUACAUCUGUUCAUUUUGAAUCAUACUUUUGAUUUAUUGUAACCAAUUGUUUUUGUGACAAAAAAAAAUCAAGCUUGUUGGACACAUCAUCAAAUCAAUAUGAAAAUUAAUGAAAUGAAAUCUUUUGCAAUAACUGCGGCUGUUCCACACUGAGGCUUCACAGAUCGCCAUUUUGCUCACAACUGGCUUUUGCCUCUAGAGAUUAGUCCUGAUACUUCUAUACUACUAUAUGUGUCGUGUGCCAAUACAGUUAAAUACAGCAGACGUUUGCACUGGCUUUGGCAUGAAAAAGAUUCCUGAUUGCAUAAAUGGUACAAAUUAUUACAUUUUCGCUGGCACACAAGCACUUUAUUGAUGCAAGCUUAUAUCUGUGCAAGAACUGAGCAAUGAACUUGAAAGUCUAUAAUUUUCACAAGACAAACAAAAAUUUAGUAAGCUGCCAAGCUUUCAUCUGCAGCAGAUCAAAUAUAAAGCAAAUAUUUCCAUAUGCUAUCAAGUGAGAUUGUUAUUCUGAUUCUGAAUGAUAAAUUAACCACAUUCAAACCUAAUUUUUGUAACCAAUAUACUUUAGAUCUUUAUUAGCCGAGUCACAAUAAACCUGCGAUAUUCCCAUACAGGUUUACAGUUAUGCAUCCUUUUCCAACCAUUAUAAUUUGAAUUUUGAUUUGUGUAAAGGCAUCUUGUCUGCCACAAUUCGCUGAGUGAUAAAGCUUGAAAUUUACCCACCACUCAGUAUACAUCCGUGAGAUCCUGAGAGAUCGGACAGAGUAAGGUUGAAUUCUUUCAAGAAGGCCAUAGAGCAAUUUAUGAAAUGAGUAUUUACAGUGAACAAAAUUUGAUCUAACAGAAAACAGUUACAUCUUAAAACAUCAAAUGUGCAACUUUUGAAGGAUAUGAAAAUACACCUAUAACUGUUAACAGCUGUUAAAGUCUGAAGCUACAAAAUGAAAUGUAGAUUCAAAAAUGAUCAAAUUCCACGACAUCUUAAAAAACCUUCUAUAAUACCCUGCCUUGCUAAAGCAAGUCUAAAGACAUAGGUUCUGAAUAGUGUACUUUGUACAGUCCAAGCAUGUGACACUUUUAUGAUAAUGUAAGCCAUUUGGGAACUUUUAAUGCAUGCUCAUUAUAUACUGAAUGGUUGUACUGACAAAAGUAACAAAAGUCUUUUUUU
Molecule: messenger RNA, 4153 nt
Organism: Pomacea canaliculata
Lineage: Eukaryota; Metazoa; Mollusca; Gastropoda; Architaenioglossa; Ampullariidae
Product: proton-coupled folate transporter-like
Exons: 10
Coding region: 1056-1994 (312 amino acids)
Biological process (GO): transmembrane transport
Cellular component (GO): membrane
Molecular function (GO): transmembrane transporter activity
Source: RefSeq, a predicted model, not a curated record